UACUGUCUACCAUGACCACUACAGUUCUUUUCUCAACGUUUGCUCCAUUCCCGACUCUUUCGCUCUCUGUUUCUCCAGAAACCCGAUUCGAUGAACUGUAUCCUCUUUUGUGCACGCGCUAUUCCGAUCUCCCUGCUUCAGAGGACUUAAGAAUUUCAUCUCAUGCUGGAUCUGUCCCCACACCGGACACCCUCAUCUCUGAGAUUCAUGGACAAGAUGCGACUCUCAUUACGUUGAAACUUAUUCCCCGGCUCCGAGGUGGUAAGGGAGGUUUUGGUUCGCAGUUGCGUGCUGCCGGUGGUCGCAUGAGUAGUCAGAAGACCAGUAACAAUGACUCAUGCAGAGAUCUUAGUGGACGCAGACUUAGUACCAUCAAAACUGCGAAAAGGCUUGCAGACUACAUGGGAAAUGAAGAUGAACGGAAGAAGGCCCAGGCUGAGGCCAAAAAAGCCAAGCUAGAGACACUCGAGAAGAAGAUUGCAGCUGCAUCAGGGGAUACGGAGGCCGUUGCUGGCAAGAAGCAUCGGUUCGAUGAUACAGAAUACCUCGAGGAAAGUAGGGAAAUAGUCGACAAUGUCAAAUCUGCAGUGUCUGCAGGUCUCAUGAAGAAAAAGAAAAAGAUGAAGACUAACCACGUUUCUAAGUCACCUGAGUCAUCCACUCCUCCAAAGGACGCGAUUACGGAGAAAGUGCUGAAAUUACCGGCCGCACCUAUUGCGAUGCCUACAGCUGUUACUGUUGGAGUCGCCAGCGCGUAGUCCUUGCCUGUUGAUAUAUCUUUUUGUAAAUUACGCAGUGUAUGGAUAAUGUAUCCUCCGAGUUGUUGUGACCAUGUGAAUGGAAUCAUAUUAUUAGGCUU
This is a messenger RNA of Suillus fuscotomentosus, 859 nucleotides long. Its product is annotated as telomere stability and silencing-domain-containing protein. Bases 12 to 758 code for a protein of 248 amino acids. The transcript has 3 exons. The record is from RefSeq and is a predicted model, not a curated record. Lineage: Eukaryota; Fungi; Basidiomycota; Agaricomycetes; Boletales; Suillaceae. Gene Ontology annotation, cellular component: nucleus.